CACAGGUCCCACGGGGAGCUGGCCCCCAGCACCAUGGACAACCACAGCGUCGUCAGGGAGUUUGAACUGCUAGGCUUCUCCCAUCUGCACGGGUUCCAGGCUGCGCUGUUUGCAUUCAUUCUGCCCAUCUACGUACUGACUCUGGUGGGGAACCUGGCCAUCGUCAUGCUGACCUGCCUAGAUUCCCGCCUGCACUCGCCCAUGUACUUCUUCCUGAGCAACUUCUCCCUCCUGGAGGUGCUGGUCACCUCCACCGUGGUGCCCCGGAUGCUGGCCGACCUGCUGACCGCCCGCAAGACCAUGACUCUGGCCGAAUGUCUGACCCAGUCCUUCUUCUACUUCUCCCUGGGCAGCACCAACUUCCUGAUCCUCACGGUCAUGGCCUUUGACCGCUACGUGGCCAUCUGCCGCCCCCUGCACUAUACCACCAUCAUGAACGGCCCGGUCUGUGUCAAGUCGGUGGUGGCCUGCUGGGGGGUGGGCUUCCUCUCCAUUGUCUUGCCCACCCUACAGAAGACACGGCUCUGGUUCUGCGGGCCCAACGUCAUUGACCACUACUUCUGUGACUCAGCCCCGCUGCUCCGGCUGUCCUGCUCGGACACCCGCCACAUUGAGCGCAUGGACUUCUUCCUGUCGCUGCUGUUUGUGCUGGCCACAGUGCUGCUUAUCCUGGCCUCCUAUGGCUUCAUCGUGGCCGCCGUGCUGCGCAUCCCGUCGGCCUCCGGGCGGCAGAAGGCCUUCUCCACCUGCGCCUCGCACCUCACCGUGGUCGUGCUGGGCUACGGCAGCACCAUCUUCAUCUACGUGCGGCCCAGCAAGGGCCACACCGCGCACCUCAACAAGGUGGUGGCUCUGAUGACGGCCGUGGUCACCCCCUUCCUCAACCCCUUCAUCUUCACCUUCCGGAACGAGAAGGUCAAGCAGGUCAUCAACGACCUGGCCAAACGGCUCCUAGUUAGCAACCAGGCAGCUGGCAGGUGA
Molecule: messenger RNA, 981 nt
Organism: Echinops telfairi (small Madagascar hedgehog)
Lineage: Eukaryota; Metazoa; Chordata; Mammalia; Afrosoricida; Tenrecidae
Product: olfactory receptor 6V1-like
Exons: 1
Coding region: 34-981 (315 amino acids)
Biological process (GO): G protein-coupled receptor signaling pathway
Cellular component (GO): membrane
Molecular function (GO): olfactory receptor activity; G protein-coupled receptor activity
Source: RefSeq, a predicted model, not a curated record